Molecule: messenger RNA, 4290 nt
Organism: Effrenium voratum
Lineage: Eukaryota; Dinophyceae; Suessiales; Symbiodiniaceae
Source: the annotation of a GenBank genome assembly
AUGCGCUGGGAAGUCCUGGCGCUGGUGCUGCCUGACCUGGCGCGGGGCGUCACGUUUUCAGCCCCGCCGCAGCGGCCGGGGGAGCACGGGAUGCAGCUCUCCGGGCACCGCGUGCUGGACCUGAGGCACAACUUCGAGUUCCUCCGCGCAGGCGCCAGCUUUGUGAGGCUGCAGCUAGAAGACUUCCAGUGGCUCCAAGGACCUCUACGCGCAUCUUUCGAGGAGCGCGUGGGCUCCAGUGGCAUUUGCCUGGCAGUGGAUGAUGUGCUCUCCCGAAACUGGGAGCGAGCCUUCCCGCCGGCGCAUGAGUCCAGUUUGCUACCGCAGCUGCAGAAGAUCCGGUCCCAGCUGGUCCCUGAGCUGGUCGCCCUACAGCCGCCGUCCAAGGUCCUGUGCAACAGGCACCUGGUGGAGUCAAAGGCUUGGCAUCGACAAAAGGCCUCGAAGUACGAACUGGAGGAGCUUUGGGCACAACUCUUCGAAGGCCGUCAGGUGCUCACGCUCCUGGACCCCUCGGUCGAGGACGUCGAGGCCAAAAUGGCGCCGGUGGCGCGGGCGCUGCGCACAGCAGCUGCGGUGGCAGCGGCCACGUACCAAAGCGAGGAAGGCCUACUGUCGGAGCUGCGACACUCAGAGGUAGAUUUGGUGCUGCUGCUGGGCUUUCCGCGGCCGCUGGGGGUGCUGCUCAGCGCGACCUUGGAUUGCGUGGUGCAGACCAUCGAUGGCGGUUCGAUGGACAUCCGGCCCUUCAAGCGACGCGCCAUGGCCACGGAGCCGGUCACUUCAGCCGCGCUGGAGGCGACGUCUCCCACCGCUGAGGGGGCCACUCUGCUCUCGGAUACGGACAUCUCGCGGCGCUACCACGCAGCAGUGGCGCAAAACGAGCGACUGCUGGCAGAUGGAGAAGCCGAACACCGGAGGUUGGAGUCCGGGCGCAGCCCGGUGGGGCGCCCCAGCCCCAGCCCUGCGCCGGACUGGGGCAGCGACGUGAAGUCCUGGCAGCUGGAGCGCGAGCGCCUGCUGGGCCAGGUGGCGCAGCUCCAAGGCGCCCUGGACGAGCGAGACGUGGAGCUGGCCACACGGCCCAGCCACCGCCUCACGCAGAUGCUGAGAAACCGAGUGCUGGAGCUGGAGAGGGAGCCCAAGGACACCCGGAGCCUCAUGCGAGAAGAUCGGCGCAAGUACACUGAGCUCUUGCGGGCGCAAUGGGAGGAACAGCUUUCAGCUUUGAGCAAGGGCGAGCUGGUGGAGAAGCUGGUGAGGCUCUUCGCUUCGUCCAACGCCUGGGGCUUCCAGGAGCUCGAGGAGCAGCUGAAGGGUCCCCGAACAGCAACACCCCGGCGGAACGCGGGCCUUCAGGGUGCCCCGCGCACCUGCACAAGGUGCGGCACGCGCGCGCUGGACGACGCCAACUUCUGCCGCCACUGCGGCCAGAAGUUCGGCGAGCCGCUGGCGGCGGACCUGGCGCUGCGCCAGCGCCUGGGCCGCGCGCUGGGCUGCGCGCAGCAGGCCCCCAGCGAGCAGCAGCUGGUGGCCCGGGCCAAGUCCAUGGCGGAGGCGGGGGGUUCGGUCGGCCACAUGGUGCCGCGGCCGGCGGCAGCUUUCACCGCCCUGCGGCGCAUUUCCGCCCAGAGAGUCAGCACGCGGGUGCCGCGGGGUCUGGCGGCCGGGUCCGCCGUUUUGGCCGUCGCCGCCAGCAGGGAGACUUUACGGAAGGACUACGCUCCUCCAAAGCACUGGAUCCGCGAGGUGGAGCUGGAGGUCCGGAUCUUCGAGGGCCGCACCCAGGUGCUCACCCGCAUGCGGCUGGAGCGAAACACAGGUGGAGACCUGCAGCUGGACGGAGAGGGCCUCAAGCUGAAGAAGCUGAAAGUGGGCAAAGAGCUGAGGGAAGGAGAAGGCUACUCCCUGGAAAAGGACAAGCUUGUCAUUUUUUCACACGCUUUGAACUCAGACUGGGUCGAAACGGAGGUGGAGAUUGAGCCAGAGAAGAAUACACAGCUAUCUGGUCUGUACCACAGCGGGAGCAUGUACUGCACCCAGAUGGAGGCGGAAGGCUUCCGGCGAUUCACCUAUUUCUUGGACCGGCCUGACAACAUGGCCGUGUUCUCGGUGCGGUUGGAGGCAGACGCGUCCAAGUGCCCCGUCCUCUUGAGCAAUGGCAACCUGGUCAAGUCUGGCAAACUUGAUGGAGGACGUCAUUUUGCGGUUUGGUCGGAUCCCUUCGCCAAGCCCUCGUACCUCUUCGCCAUCGUGGCAGGGGACUUGGCGUCCAUCCAGGAUGGCUUCGUGACCUCGUCGGGCCGAAACGUGCACUUGGAGGUGUUCGCCGCGGAGGAGGACAAGGACCAACUGUGGCAUGCCAUGCGGUCCCUGCAGAAGGCCAUGAAGUGGGACGAGGAGCGCUUCGGCCUGGAGUACGACCUGGACAUCUACAACAUCGUGGCGGUGAAGGAUUUCAACAUGGGCGCUAUGGAGAACAAGAGCUUGAACGUCUUCAAUACCUCCCUUACCUUGGCCCGGGAAGACACGGCCACGGACGACGACUACGAACGCAUCCAGGGAGUGAUUGGCCACGAAUAUUUCCACAACUGGACGGGCAACCGGGUGACAUGUCGAGAUUGGUUCCAACUCACCCUGAAGGAAGGGCUCACGGUGUACCGGGACCAGGAGUUCUCCUCCACCGUCGGCUCAAGGGCGCGAAAGCGCAUCGAGGACGUGCGCCUGCUGCGGGCGGCCCAGUUCCCCGAGGACGCCUCACCCCUGGCGCACCCCAUCCGCCCUGAGAGGUAUGCUGCGGUGGACAACUUCUACACCUCGACGGUCUACAGGAAGGGCGCAGAGGUGAUCCGCAUGUAUGAGACACUGCUGGGGCGCGAAGGCUUUCGCAAAGGCAUGGACCUCUACUUCAAACGUCACGAUGGCUGUGCUGUGACCUGCGAUGACUUUCGGGCCGCCAUGCAAGAUGCCAACGGCCGGGACUUGAGUCAGUUCGAGCGGUGGUAUUUGCAAGCUGGGACCCCGGUGGUCACGGCCACCGACGACUGGGAUGGGGAGAAGAAGACGUACACGCUGAAGCUCACGCAAUCUAUGCCGGCCACGCCGGGCCAGGAGGACAAGUUGCCCAUGCACAUUCCGGUGCGCGUGGGGCUGCUGGACCGUGAGACGGGCAAGGAGCUCUUGCCCGAUACGGUCCUGGAGCUCACCGAGGGAUCUCAAAGCUUCGAGCUGAAGGUAGAGGCGGACACCAAGCCGUUGCCCUCAUUGCUACGGGGGUUCUCAGCUCCCGUGACCUUGGAGUACGACUACACGGCCGCGGACUUGUCGCAGCUGGCGGCCUCCGACUCCGACGCCUUCGUCCGCUGGGAGGCGCUGCAGCGCCUCGGCGUCGAGGCGGUGCUGGGCGCCUAUGGAGACCACGCGGCGCUUGGCGGCUUUCAGCCGUCGGCUUCGUUCGUGGAAGCAGUGCGACGAAUCGUGGAGGAUCGCGAGACGGAUUUGUCGCUGCUGGCCUACGGCCUAAUUCUGCCCACAGAGGCAACUCUGAUGCAGGUGGCCAAGCCUCCCAUGGACCCCACUCGCCUGCAUGCGGCGCGGAACCGCGUCAGGGAGGUCAUCGCCACCGAGCUGCGUGCAGAGAUGAAGAAGAGAUACGAUGAGUUGACCCCCUCUGAUGACGAGCCCUAUGUGGUUGACGGGCCAAGUGCCAGCAGGAGACGUUUGCGCAACGUGCUUUUGAGCUACCUCUCAACUUCCAAAGACGCUGAAGCUGCCGCUUUGUGCAGCAGGCACUUUAGAAGAGCUAAGGGGAUGACUGACAAACUGGCCGCCUUUGGGUGCUUGUGCUCCAUGCCAGACACGGACGAGGCCAAAGAAGCAGUGGAGACAUUCUUAGCAGAUGCCAAGGGCGAUGCCAAUGUCAUUGACAAGUGGUUUUCCUCCCAGGCGCGAGCGGAUGUGGACAACCUGUUGCCCCGGGUCAAGAAGCUUAUGGAGCAUCCCCAGUUUUCGCUGAAGAACCCGAACCGCCUGCGCUCUGUGAUCAGCGUAUUCAUCAUGUCGCCCCAGUUCCACCUGCCUGACGGCUCAGGAUAUGACUUCCUCACGGAGGUCAUCCCAAAGGUGGAUGCCCUCAACGGCCGCGUGGCCGCGCGCUUGUGCAACGGUUUCCGGUCCUGGCGGCUCUUGGAUGACCAGCGCCAGGCCCUGAUCUUAGAACGCCUGGCGCGGCUACGCGGCCUUAAGCUCUCAAAGGAUGCCAGUGAGGUGGUGGCCAAGAUGCAGGUCUAG